Molecule: messenger RNA, 8490 nt
Organism: Loxodonta africana (African savanna elephant)
Lineage: Eukaryota; Metazoa; Chordata; Mammalia; Proboscidea; Elephantidae
Gene: JDP2
Product: Jun dimerization protein 2
Exons: 5
Coding region: 5995-6684 (229 amino acids)
Biological process (GO): regulation of transcription by RNA polymerase II
Cellular component (GO): nucleus
Molecular function (GO): RNA polymerase II cis-regulatory region sequence-specific DNA binding; DNA-binding transcription factor activity, RNA polymerase II-specific
Source: RefSeq, a predicted model, not a curated record
CGGGCACCUGGGACGGUCGCCCCCACGCGGGCGGAGCGCGCAGAGCCGAGACCCGCUGCCCCGUGGGAGGCUCCUCCAGCCCCAGGAUCCUGAGCUCUCCCGGCGGGGGCGCGACAGCCCAGCCCCUCCCGCCAGGCGCCCAGGAGCUGGUGGCUCCCCCUUGGUUCCCGCCCCAGGACGGCAAGCUCUGUGCGCUCCUCGGGCUGCCGGGGCGCUCCCUCCUCCCUUCCGCACUCUCCUCCCUCGUCCGUUUGCAGGGAGGUGCUCUCCUCGGGCCGCAGGGCAGGCGGGGUGAGUGCAGAGAAAACUGCCCGGGGAGACGGCCGUGGGAGUGCACAUGGAGGGUGAAAGGCCAGGGAGGUGCAGAGGGUGGUGGUGGAGGGAUGACAGGGACCUGCUGGAAAGUCGUGCCUACCCCGGUACCCCUUCGCAGGGAGGAAGCGCAACUCCCGGAGAACCCGGAGUAGGGUGCUGAGAAAGGCUCGGGGUUCCGAUCCAGGGAAAAGGGCUUCUCGCAGGGCCGUGACCCCGGGCUUCUGGACUAGGAGACUAGGAGGGGGCCUAGGGACGGCCUGGGUCUCCUUUGGGCUCCCCGCCCCCCAUGCCGGGUUACAUAAGGAGACAAACCCGCUCCUCUAGGUAACCAGCCCCUCCUAUCUGGCCCAGCCCAUUUUAGAAAGCUCUCUUCUGCUCUUCUCUCCAAGGAGACUGGGGAAACUGGGCCUGUGCCUGGACCGCUGGACCCUGGGGUGGUAGAACCAGGCUUUGCCUGGGUCAGUAGGAGGGGCUGGAAGGCGGGGAGACCUCAGCCCUUAAUUCUGCGGGGAUGGAUGGGCCAUCGUGGGGCUGGCGCUGGAGAAGCUGGUGGAUGGGGAAAGUCAGCUGACCCCUUGGGGCAGCCCCCCUUGCAGGUUGCCUGACCCUUGCCCAGUGUGCUGCCCUCCCUGCUGGCAUCCAGAACCUCCGCUAUGGCCUGACCACAAGUGCUUAGGGCACACGUGUUCAGGUCUGCCUCUCAAAAUGGUCUUGCAGACUGUGUGUGUGUGAAACCUGGCUUAAAUUUGAUGGGCUCUUGCCAGGGUCUUAGUUUGGGGACGCUGUGGUACCUGCCAAAGUGUCAGCAGUUCGAAUCCGCCAGGCGCUUCUUGGAAACUCUAUGGGGCAGUUCUGCCCUGUCCUGUAGGGUCGCUAUGAGUCGGAAUCAACUCGACGGCACUGCAUUUUGGUUUUUUUUUUUUUUUUUUUUUGUCCUAUAAGACCUUGAUAUGAACUGUGUUCACCUAUCAUUUCCCUUCCCCCCAGCCUCCCUCCCUGAGGGUUUUUAAAAACCCCUCCCAUUGCUUUCAUCUUUCCAACAAAUCUGGCUGCAGCUUGGAUGGACAGCUUAUCUUCCUUUGCAGGUUUCCAGGGGAGAGUUUAACGAGGUAUCAAGUGUAAGCAUGGCUCUGAUUUUAUACCAACCUGAGGACGGGGGAAGAGUAGCAAGAUCUAUUCUCGUGCCUCUGAGUGGUUGAGGUUUUGCCUCUUCUGUUCCCCAUCUACGCUGGCUCUGGUUCAGAGUGGCAGGCAGCUCCAGAAUCUUUCUGAAGAACUGGGUGCUGUGUGGUUUGAAGGACUGCUGCAAGGCAUGGGAGUGGAGGCCUCUGACUUUUCUCCUGGGCUGGUUGCAAUCACCUCCAGGGUGAUGUGUACAUAAGUGGUGACAUCGUCCACUAGGGAAGGGUUUGGACAAGGAAGUUGGUCUCCCCACUCAUUCACUGGCUAGCUUUUUCAGCCACCAGGGAAUGCUUCCCCUGUCUCCCUGCGCCUGUUGCUGUCUCCCCCCACCUGUUUGCAGGAUGUGUGGGCAUCUUUUCCAACCUGCAGAACCCUUGGCAGAAUGAGAAGGGCUGGGCUCCCCAGGCCUUGUUUGUCGUGGAGCUGCCGGUGUUGCAACGGGCUACUCUCUUGAGAGUAUCUCUGCUUCCAGCUCCACUCUGGAAAGGAAGGGGCCGACGCAGUCUAGGCUGGCCUGCUCUGUAUCCAUUCAGCCCCAGCUCACUUGAGCAAUCUGAGCCAGGGCUGAGGGCAAGUUACAUUCUUUUCUGCUUUUCUGCUGCAGGAUGCAGUUUGCUUUUUUUCCAUGUGAAUGGAUUAUGCUUGCAACCAAAAUGGGAGGAAGAGAAAAAUAGAGUGAGUGUGUAUGGCUGUGUGUGUGUGCAUACCUAUAUAGGCAGGGGGAGAGCAACAGGCACAUUAUUUUUCCAUUUUCCUUUAAUUAAGGCUCUGUGGAGGUGUGUUUGAAAACAGAGGGUCUCCUAUGCCUUUGAGGAGGGUGAGAACACUGUUUUGGCUGCAACCCGGGCCAUAUGCAGCGUAUGGUGGCCAAUGAAACUGGGCCUGGCUCUUCUGUUGCUUGUCUUGGCAGUCGGUUCCGUGGCUUGUGUUACCAGCUCUGGAACUUAAGGGCUGCCAAGCUUCAUGUGCCUGCGUGUAUGUGUGUGUGUGCAUGUGUGUGUGCACACGUGUGUAUGUACACUCUUGUGCAUGUGUGUGGUUUGGCCUCACGAAGGCUCAGCAGAGACAAAUGCCUUAGCGACCCAGGCUAGGAAUUUUCAGCCUGUUUCUUUAUACUCAAUGCUGGCUGUGGGAGGCCCGGCUAGAGCCCACCGUUCUUGGAGUUUUUUAGUCUAUUUUUUUGCUGCAGCCCAUGGGAUUCCAGCUCUGGAUCUCCAUUUCCAAACCCUUAGCUUGCAAGUGACUUUUUUUUUUUUUUUAAAGGGCUGAACCAUUUAUAAUACACUGUGUGUAUGUCUGUGCUGGGUGUUGUAUUAUAACUCUUGACACCAAGGAACAGAGAUGGGGUGAGGUGGGAGGAGAGGCUAGAACGCCUGCCCCAUAGCAGUAACUUCUUGCUUUUUCUGGCUGCCAGGGACAAGGAUCCCUGGCAGAAAUCACUUGAAUUGUAUUUAUUGAGCACCUACAUUAGGCAGAGGAGAAAGUGGUGUUCACAGGCAGGCCUUAUUGAAAGCAUCUCUCUGGUCUUCAGGGAAGAAUAGGAGCCCCCUGCGGGAGGGUUCCAGUGUCUGUGUAGCUGGGACAGUUACGUAGGGACCAUGCCUUCCAGUGUGCUGGUGGCUUCUCUUGGCCCUUCUGACCACUCAUUUUCUUCCUGUGAUGACCUGAAGAGUGACCCUUUCCACCAGUGCAGGGAAACAGUGGAUUGAAGGGCAGAGAAGAUGCUGGGCCUCCGCUAGAGGAGGCAGGGGUGGAAACCCAGUCAGUUGGAGGUGCCUUGUUUUCAGUGACCUGUGCAGCUGGGUUCUGGCCAGCAGGGUGGAGGAGACAGGAGACACGGAGGGAGAGAGCAGAUGCUGGGCCUCCUUUCUGCACCUCUGUACGCAGCUUGAAUGGAGCACCAUUUGUUUCUGUUCUUCCAUAUCUACCUGAAAUCAGGAUGGCCCUCCCGCUUUGGGAUUUAGAGCUGGAAAGGGGGAGAGCAGAGAAUCCUCUUCACGUCCAUAGGAAGGGGAGAUCGUUGUUAGAUGGAACAAUCCAGAAGGGACCUCGAAGGGUCAUCUAGCAUUUGUGCCCCUCCCGGAAAGCAAGCCCUCAUGGCCACAGGGACUUUGCAUUCACUCUGUGCAGGCACUGUUCCAGGUACUUUCCAAGCAUUAACUAAUUUAAUUCUCUCAGCAGCCACAUAGGGUAAACCAAAAAACCAAACCCGUUGCCAUCAAGUUGAUUCCAACUCAUAGCGACCCUAUAGGACAGAGUAGAACUGCCCCAUAGGAUUUCCAAGGAGCGGUUGGUGGAUUCAAACUGCUGACUUUUUGGUUAGCAGCUGAGCUCUUAAUCACUGCGCUGUGUAGGGUAAAUGCCAUUAUUGUUCUCACUUCACUGCUGAGGAAGGUGAGGCACAGAGGGGUUAGGGAACUUGCUCAGGGUCACAGAGCUAGGAAGGGGCAGAGCUAGGAUUCAAACUCAGACCAUCUCUCUUCAAAGCUCCCACCCUUAACCCACCAUAGCCUCCUGGCUGCAGAGUGUGGGAUGGCCAUCUGGAGAGAGGGUCUUUUGCUGCUUGCCCUUAUUCUCGGUCCUGGAACUUUCUCCAUCCCUUUGCUCCUCACCUUUUGGCUUUCCUUGUCCUUUGGAAGCUGGUUGACCUACAAUAUUGCAGAUUCUAGAAGUGAGUUCAUCCCAGAUGACCCGGUAGCUGCAAAAACAGGUUUGGUGUCUAAGGUCUCCAUCGCUUUGGAACAUAAAAACCAACCAACCAAACAAAAAAACCCAGUUGCCUUCAAGUCAAUUCUGACUCAUGGUAACCCCAUGUGUAUCAGAGUAGAACUGUUGUCUGUAGGGUUUUCAAUGGCUGAUCUUUCAGAAGUAGAUUGCCAGGUCUUUCUCCUGAGGCAUCUGGGUAGACUCAAACCACCAACCUUUUGGUUAGCUGCGGAGCGUGUUAACCAUUUGCACCACCCAGGGACUCCACCAACAGAGUCAGUACUGUUCUCUGUGGUCACUGACCUGGCACCUUUCUGCCCCACCCCCACCCUGUAUGUGCAUCCUGUUUCCUCCUGGAAAUCUUCCCAGGCUCUGUCUCCCAAGAUCUCUGACUCCCUCUUGCUGAUUCUCAGUUGCCAGCUGCCUGCCCUUGACUUCCAACCCUACUGUUGCUCUGCAGGCUUGACCCUGUGAACACCCCUUGCUCCUUGGUCUGCCUCACUCACUGUCACUUUCUCCAGCGUGGGGCUGUGCCACCUGUGGCCACUGCACCCACUUACACAGCUCUCCCUGGCUCCGAGGCCAGCCCAGGCCAGCUGCUUGUCUAAAGGGGAGCUAACCUUCUCAAAAGGGCCCAGAGAUUUUAUAACCGCCUUUAAAUCUUUGUUUCUAUGGACAGAAAUUUCAGGCUGCAGAUCAUGUUUCUUUUAACCUGUCUUUGCCAUUCUGGGUGACAGUGCUGAUUAUUUGACACUGUUUUAAUAAUAGCCCUUUACAUAUUUGACUCAUCAAAUCAAGACUGGUAUUUAUGAAUAGACAUUCCUAUUUUUUUUUUAAUGUUUUAAAGUAUCUUACAGAUCUACGUACAGUAAAUAAGUGAAGAAAAUAAGGGAGAAAAAAGUUCCUGCUGCCUUUUCUUCGAGCUGAAAUGACUCUUCAUGUUCGUGUUGCCCAGUAGGGCUCAUUUUUUGGACUUGAAAUAUUUUGAAAAUUCUCCUACUACGGUAUAUUUUUCUACAUGUACAACGCAGUGCCCUAAAUUGCGUGCCUUCAAGUUCCUGAGGAAGUCUGAGUAAGAGGUACAGAUACCAGAUCUUUCAUUCAGGCUCUUCCUUGGAUCAGUCUGGUCCCUGUUUCCUUUAAACUGGCAUGUAGGAAGCUGCAUCAAAUCACCCAUAAUCUUAGGUACACCACAGCUUAGGGUCCACUGUGACCCUCUGAUCCCUUUUCGCCUUAUUCAUACCCUGCUUGUCAGUCUCCAUCUUGGAUCUGGGCAUUACCCAGCUUCUCUUCACUGGCUAGCUUCCAGAUUAUUCCUGGUCAGUGUCCCAAAAUUUGCCAGUCUUUUUGGAUUCUAGGCCUGUCUUUUGAGGCACAAGCCCCAUUUCCAAUGUUGGUCUUCUGCCAACGUAUAGAACGUGCUCUUUAUUUAUGCAUCCCAGUUACUAAUGGAGACAUGAAGGGUGUUUAUCUGCCCUUUGGACCACUUGGGCCCUGAAGGGAAUAAAAAACUCUGGGUUCUUGUCCUAAAGCUUUUAGUGCACACUUCUCCUUUCCUACUAAAUUGUUUCCAUAUGGAACAACCAGAUUGAGGGAUGAUUUCACCUCUUGUCAUCUUUCCUAUGUCUUCCUUAAAGGACACAAAUUCCUCCUGGCUGUUCUUGCAUCCCUGCCCCCCGCCCCCCAUAGAUCCCUAAGUCAUGUCAAAUUAUUUUAUUUUUUCAAAUCACCAAACUUGCCUUUCAGCCUUAGAUCGUCAGCCAGUUCUCUGCAGCUAACGAGGAUCCAAUUAUGAAAGGCAGCCACUCCGACACCUCCCUCCGUCUUCUGCCCCCAUCCCUGAGACGUUUAGGAAGACUUCUUGCUGGCUGGACUGCCGCUCCUUCUGCUAUGAUGCCUGGGCAGAUCCCAGACCCUUCCGUGACUGCAGGCUCUCUGCCAGGGCUCGGCCCCCUGACUGGCCUUCCCGGCUCAGCUCUGACCACGGAGGAGCUGAAAUACGCAGAUAUCCGCAACAUCGGGGCCAUGAUCGCCCCCUUACACUUCCUGGAGGUGAAACUGGGCAAGAGGCCCCAACCCGUGAAAAGUGAGCUAGAUGAGGAAGAGGAACGGAGGAAAAGGCGCCGGGAGAAGAACAAGGUCGCAGCGGCCCGAUGCCGGAACAAGAAGAAGGAGCGGACGGAGUUUCUGCAGCGGGGCAAUAAAUACCGACCAGAAGGCAAAGAAGAAACAGAAAUGCAGCCUCCAAGACCUGCCAGUUUUUCUUUCAAAACAUCAGCUCCGUGUGUUACCGCCUUCAUCCUGACUGCCCCCAGUUUCGGUGCCUGCAAUGGCCUCUCUCAACUCCCUCCUCAGCUGGUUCACCUCCACUUUAUUUCACCCGAGCAUCACUGCCAGACCCAUCUCCCAAGCCCAUCCUUUUUAUCCAGAGCAGCUUCAUCUGGGGAGAGUCAUUGCAUCGACUUCAUAAGGUUAUUGUAAGGAUCAAAUAAGUCAAUACAUGUGACGUACAUUAAGCGUGGCUGGUACAUAGUCUUGCUCAGUAAGCGUGGCCUGUUGUCUUCUUCUCUUACUCCUCCCCCUUCCUUAUUAUUAACCGUCCUUCUCCACCUUCUUCACACUAUUCUCUUGCUUAUGGUUAAAGUGCAAAUUCCUUAAGCCUCCCUAACCCUUCAGCUUUUCCCAUAUCACUUCACUUAAUCCCCACAGUAAUCCUUUUUACAGAAGAGACAACUGAGGCUCAGAGAGGCUAAGAAACUUGCCCUAGACUAUAAGCUUUCCCAGAGCUACAGUCUGAAGCUACAGCUUUAGAACCUACUAUAUCCUUAAGUGAACUAUGGCUACAAGCUGGAAUAUAUAUAUUUUUAAGUCUCAUAAACACAUCUUAAGCUUUCCCAUGUCUGUGUCCUUGAUCACUUGGAGCUCCUUAUCUAAAAUUCCCUCCUUGACCUUCUCUACUCUACCAGAGUCAACCUGUCUUUCAAGCCCAAGACCAGGCCUCUCCACUUAGCCCUCUCAGAAGGUCUUCUAAGCCCUGGGCAGCUGCUAGUUGUUUUCUAAAUGCUGUCUUGCCAUGUGAAUUCUAUCUUCCCUUUGGACUUGAAGUCCAUGAGAGCCACAUUAGGGGUCCAUGGGCCUCUGGAUCUCUCCCCUACUCUGAGCACUGAUUGUACAAACCAGGGCCUCAGCAAAUUCUCAUGGAUGGAAAGAUGGAUGGAACUAAGACUCCUAAAAGCAGAGGAUCAGGAGAAUUCCAAGACGGAGCUAAACCUUUGGCUGUGGGGAACUGGAUGGCCAGAGGGUUUGUGAGAAGUUGCCAAGGUCACCCAACUAGUCAGACCCGGAGAGCAGGCAUCUCAGAUUAGCACCUAACUGCUCCAGGCUGAGGGGUCAUGGGCCUUGAUUGUGUCACGUGGGGCCUCUCCUGCCCUCAGAGAUGGACUCAUCUCAGAAUUCUCAUAACAGUGGGCCAGGCCAGUUUCCCCGUCAUGCCUCAGCCCAUUGAACUAAAAACUACCGUAGACGAUUUUUAACAUUUUCCCCCGAGCACUUUUUUCCUUUUUGAAGACUCAAAGCAGUUCUCUCUCUGCGUCAGGUCACGAGGACUGUACAUCUCAGCAGUUCCAAGUUCCUCAGGCCCCUCAUACUCCCACCUCAGAGAUGAGCACAAAGAACAAUUCAGUCAGACUGGCUGGUGUGAGGAAGGUAGCGCCACUGGGACAUGUGUGGGCUCCACCAAGGGCCCUGGAGGUUCAAGAGGGAGGCUGCUCAGCCUGUGCUCUACCAGGCAGAGAGCGUUCAUAGGGCCAAGCCAGUCCCAAGCUGUCCAGUUGUCAGACACACGGUUCCAAUCACAGCUUGUUCUGUCUGAAACAGGGUUUUCAAUAGUGGCACUGUUGACAUUUUGGACUAGAUAAUUCUUUGUCGUGGGGGCUGUCCUGUGUGUUACAGGAUGUUUAGCAGCACCCCUGACAUCUACCACUAGAUGCUAGUAAUACCCUCCCCUGAGCUGUGACAAUGAAAAAUGUCUCAGACAUUGUCAAAUGUCCCCUGGGGGGCAAAAUCACCCCCAAUUGAGAACCGCUGGUCUCAAACUUGGCUGGCCCUUGGAUUAAAAUCCAGCUCUCAAACGGGUUAUAAAUUCUUACAUGCAGCCCAGGAAAAAUCAUUCAAACGCUUUGCUAGUUUACCCUUUGAUCCUGAGGCUUGAACUGAUAUACCCACCACCCCUCCACACUGUGAACAUGUAACCACCCCCCAUUCACAUUUCAGCAUUCUUUCUUUUCC